Molecule: messenger RNA, 708 nt
Organism: Hypoxylon fragiforme
Lineage: Eukaryota; Fungi; Ascomycota; Sordariomycetes; Xylariales; Hypoxylaceae
Exons: 1
Coding region: 1-708 (235 amino acids)
Source: RefSeq, a predicted model, not a curated record
AUGUUGUCCAAGCAGCAAAUCCUAUACGCCGCUCUAGUCGGUGGCUCUCUUGUGCAUGCACAGGCUGCAUACCCAACCUGCAUAACGAGCUGCAUUAGACAGUCCGGGUGCGCACCCACAGAUGUGGACUGCAUGUGCGAGAAGGCCAGCGACAAGUUCCUCUCGGACGUGACCAUCUGCAUGAACCAGUGGUGCCCGGCGCAGACCAAGCUUGCAGAUCUCCUCGGUCCCAUCCAGGCCAAGUGCGAUGUUCCCCAGGCCGCCAUCGCGGACGCCGAGGCCAAGUCAGGCUUCGACUCCAGCAGCUCUGACUCCAGCUCGUCUGCGUCAGACAAGGCCAGCGCCACUGGAGGAGACGCCACCCCCUCGACCGUCAUGAGCGUCGGCUCCCCCGUCCAGCAGACCAAGUCUGCCGACUCCUCCGCCACUGGCACCGCCGCCGCCAGCAGCGCUGUCCUAGCCGAUACCACCGCGGUCCUGUCCCAAUCCGCCACCGCCACAGGCUCGCUGCUCAUCGCGUCCGCCACGGCCAGCUCUGGCUUCGCUAGCUCCACCGCCUCCUCGUCAUCGUCAUCCUCGAGCUCCUCUUCCUCGAGCUCAAGUGCCGCCAGCAGCAGCGAGACCCCCGAGGGCGCCGCCGCUUCCGAGAAGGCCUCACUGUUCGGCGCCAUCCUAGCCGUUGCCGCCGCCGUUACCUUCGGCUGGUAA